Messenger RNA from Arabis nemorensis, 981 nucleotides. The record is from the annotation of a GenBank genome assembly. NCBI's taxonomy places the organism in Eukaryota, Viridiplantae, Streptophyta, Magnoliopsida, Brassicales, Brassicaceae.
AUGGAGUGGACAAAGACUAAGGUUAGUCUAGCUUUGUCUCUGGUUAUGGUUUUAGUCGGCAUCUCUCUUGCUGAUCUCAAAGUCGGGUUCUACUCUAACGCAUGUCCUCAAGCUGAGUCAAUCAUUAGCAGAGUCGUCUCAGGAGCUGCUCUUUCGGACCCUAACCUCCCAGCCGUACUUCUACGGCUCCACUUCCACGACUGCUUUGUUGAGGGAUGUGACGGCUCAAUCCUCGUGGACAAUGGACCGAUCUCUGAAAAGAAUGCAUUUGGGCAUCAAGGUGUUAGAGGAUUUGAGAUAGUAGAAGCUGCCAAAGCCGAGCUUGAAGCUGCAUGCCCCGGUGUUGUCUCGUGUUCAGACAUUGUUGCCUUGGCUGCACGUGAUGCCAUUUCUUUGGCGAAUGGGCCGGCGUAUGAGGUGCCAACUGGACGGAGAGACGGCCGGGUUUCAAACAUGUCGCUGGCUAAGGACAUGCCAGAGGUGAAUGACUCGAUUGAGAUACUUAAGGCUAAGUUCAUGCAGAAGGGACUCAACGCUAAAGAACUCGUCCUUCUCAGUGCUGCUCACACUAUCGGGACAACGGCCUGCUUCUUCAUGUCCAAACGCCUCUACGAUUUUUUACCCGGUGGCCAACCCGACCCAACCAUCAAUCCGAUAUUCUUACCCGAAUUAACCACUCGGUGUCCACGAAAUGGUGACGUAAACGUACGGUUACCAAUGGACCGGUUAAGUGAACGGCUAUUCGACAAGCAGAUUCUGCGCAACAUAAAGGAUGGUUUUGCCGUGCUUCAGACCGAUGCGGGUCUCUACGAGGAUGUAACGACUCGCUGGGUCGUGGAUUCCUAUAUUGGGUUGCUAAAUCCCAUCUUUGGGCCAACAUUUGAAUUUGAUUUUGUAAAGGCAAUAGUGAAGAUGGGGAAAAUUGGUGUGAAAACUGGUUCGAAAGGGGACAUUCGACGGGUUUGCUCGGCCUUCAAUUGA